AUGGCUACUAGAGAUAUUCUAAACUUUACAAAUAUUUGGGACACAAUUCCCCGCGAAAUUACUUUAGGUAAAAGCAAAGAACAAUUAAUCGAAGAAGAUAUCCAUGAUGAUGACGAAACAGUGGAAACAAGAGUUAGAGGUAAAUCAUUAUGGAAUGGGUUUGCUGCUGGUGCUGGGUUAUUCAGUGAUGGUUAUGUCAAUAACUCUAUUGGUACAGUGCUUUACUGUUUAAAGAAAAUUUAUGGUGAUGAAUUUGCAAAAUCUAAUGCUAUUAAUAACAUUGGUUCGAUUGCUUUCGUGGGUACUGUUGUUGGACAAUUAAGUUUCGGUUAUAUUUCAGAUAGAAUUGCUAGAAAAGGAGGUAUGAUGGCUGCAAAUGUGAUCUUGAUCCUUUUCACUCUUUUAUGUGCUGUUGGUUCAUGGGGGGCCACUGUACAAGGAUUCUUUGCAUGUUUAACCGUUUGGAGAUUCUUCUUGGGUGUUGGUAUUGGUGCUGAAUAUCCAACCUCAUCGGUCAUUGCUUCAGAGUUUGCUAAUCAAUUACCUCCAGGUCAUAGAAAUAGAUAUUUCAGUUGGUUUACUAACUUUAUGAUUGAUAUGGGGUUUGUUAUUUCUGCAUUUGUUCCAUUUGUGUUGAUUUGGAUAUUUACCGAAAGACAUUUAAGAGCUUUAUGGAGAGUGACUAUCGGAUUGGGUGUUAUUCCACCGUUAGCGUUAUUCUUUUUACGUUUAAAAAUGAAUGAUUCAAAAUCAUUCCAGAAAUUACACAUGAAAAGUGUUAGAUAUAGAGAUUAUCCAUGGUGGUUGAUUGUCAAGUUUUAUUGGUUCAGAUUGACUAUUGUUUCAUUAAUCUGGUUUAUCUAUGAUUUUUCUGCUUAUUCCUUCGGUACCUUCAACUCCAUUAUUAUUGAUGAAAUCAUUCCCGAUGCACCAAUCUGGCAACAAUGGGGUUGGUCUGUUGUUUUCAACUUGUUCUACAUUCCGGGUGCUUUUCUUGGUGCUAUUGCUGGUGAUUACAUUGGUCCAAGAUUAACAUUAACUAUUGGUGUUGCAUGCCAAGGUAUUAUCGGUAUUGCUAUGUCUGCUUGUUUGAAAUCUUUAAAGAGACACAUUGCUGGAUUUGUUGUAGUUUUUGGUAUUUUCACUUCCUUUGGUGAAUUUGGACCAGGUGAUAAUAUUGGGUUACUUGCCUCCAAGACUUCUGCCACUGCUAUAAGAGGUCAAUAUUAUGGUAUUGCUGCUGCUAUUGGUAAGAUUGGUGCAUUUGUAGGUACUUGGGUUUUCCCAGCUAUCCAAAAACAUUAUGCAUAUGAUGAUGAAUUGGCAUUACAAGUUCCAUUCUACGUUAGUGCUGCUUUAUGUUUAUUCAGUGCUGGUUUAACAUUCUUCUUCUGUCCACCAGUUGGUCAAGAUGCCAUCAAUAGAGAAGAUCGUGACUUUGUUGCAUACUUGAAAGAAAAUGGUUUCGAUAUCAACUUAUUGGGUGAAACUGGUCAUGUUAGUGAAGUUACUCAUGAAUCAGAUUCAUUCGAUAAAGAAAAAAUUGACACCAUUAGAGUCGAUAAUGACUCUGUAUAG
Molecule: messenger RNA, 1578 nt
Organism: Candida tropicalis MYA-3404
Lineage: Eukaryota; Fungi; Ascomycota; Pichiomycetes; Serinales; Debaryomycetaceae
Exons: 1
Coding region: 1-1578 (525 amino acids)
Biological process (GO): carboxylic acid transport; transmembrane transport
Cellular component (GO): plasma membrane
Molecular function (GO): carboxylic acid transmembrane transporter activity
Source: RefSeq, a predicted model, not a curated record